GAAAAAAAAAAAAAAGACAAAAGUUUCUCGAGAGAGGCAGAGACGGACACUCAGCCAGCCCGGGCCCCGGGCCCGGGGUGUGCCCUACAGCUGUAGGGGCGGGGUUGGAUAUUCCUGGAGCCGAGGAGCCGUCGUCUCUGGACAGGAUGUGAGAGAGGAACUGGGGUCUCCAGUCACGGGAGCCAGCUGGGGCCGCAGAGGGAAGGGAUCGCGGCUGCCAGUCUCCCACUCAGGAUGCGGCUUCCCCGGCCUCAGCCCUGGGGGCUCGGUCUGCUGCUCGUCCUCCUGCCUGGGGCGCUGAGAGCAGGUCCCCCGCCCCGACUGCUCUCUUCGCCGGCAGAGAACCAUCGCUCUCUGCAGUACCACUUCACGGCCGUGUCGGCCCCCGCCGCGGGGACCCCUGCUUUCUGGGUUUCGGGCUGGCUGGGGCCCCAGCAGUACCUGAGCUACAAUAACCUGCGAGGGCAGGCUGAGCCCUGCGGCGCGUGGGUCUGGGAAAGCCAGGUGUCCUGGUACUGGGAGAAAGAGACCACCGACCUGCGAUACCAGCAGACGCUCUUCCUCCAAGCGCUCCAAGCUCUAGGCGAGGGCCCCUUCACCAUGCAGGGCCUGUUGGGCUGCGAGUUGGGCCCUGACAAUGUAUCGGUGCCGGUGGCCAAGUUUGCCCUGAACGGCGAGGAGUUCAUGAUGUUUGACCCCAAGCUGGGCAUCUGGGAUGGUGACUGGCCUGAGUCCCGGACCGUCAGUAUCAAGUGGACGCAGCAGCCCGAGGCGGUCAACAAGGAGAAGACCUUCCUCCUCUACUCCUGCCCGCACCGGCUGCUGGGGCAUCUGGAGAGGGGCCGAGGCAACCUGGAGUGGAAGGAGCCACCCUCCAUGCGCCUGAAGGCCCGCCCCGGCAGCCCCGGCCUGUCUGUGCUCACCUGCAGUGCCUUCUCCUUCUACCCACCUGAGCUGAAGCUGCGCUUCCUGCGGAACGAGCUGGCCACUGGCUCUGGUGAGAUACACAUGGGCCCUAACGGCGACGGCUCCUUCUACGCCUGGUCAUCACUCACAGUCAAGAGUGGCGACGAGCACCACUACCGUUGCGUGGUGCAGCACGCGGGGCUGGCCCAGCCCCUCACGGUGGAGCUGGGCCUCUAUGAGUCAUGUUCUACUGCUCUGUGCCCACCCCUCCUCUCCAAGUUGGAACACCGCCCACUCUGCUGCUACAGAAUCACCAGCCAGGACCUCGGUGCCAGUGGUUGGAAUCGUCAUCGGCUUCUUGCUGCUCCUGACAGUGGCUGCGGGAGGAGCUCUCCUGUGGAGAAGGAUGAGGAAGGGGCUGCCAGCUCCUUGGAUCUCUUUCCGUGGGGAGGAUGUAGGGGCCCUCCUGCCCACUCCCGGCCUGUCCAAGGAUGGUGAAUCUUAGGAUAAAAAUGCAUUCCCAGCAACUGCCGAUCAUCCCCCAUCCUGGCUGUUACCAGCUAAUGUCCUCAGGUCCUUCUCAUGCUGUGAGACCUCCGGGAAUCCUGGUAUUUUUGAGCCUCCGGAAGGAGCCCAAUGUCCUCCCUCUGGACUUCUCCUCUCGUGAUCUGCCUCAGUUACCCCUCCCGAUAUAUAUGGUUCUUUUCCAGCUCCACAUAUAACAUGGGUUUGGGCCCGAAUAGUUGUGUUCUCAUCGUUUCAACUUUUUUAGGGAAUUGUGAGGGGGAAUAAAUGGUGUAAGCCUUGGGCUUCAAGUCUCUCCUGAGGCUAACUUGUUGCCAUAGUGGAAUUUGCCAAUUUUAUAUACCAAGUCAUGUAUUUUUAAUGAAUAAAUUUCACAAAUAUUUACUGGA
Cervus elaphus (red deer) is the source of this 1820-nucleotide messenger RNA. RefSeq names its product Fc fragment of IgG receptor and transporter (gene FCGRT). Gene Ontology annotation, cellular component: external side of plasma membrane. Gene Ontology annotation, molecular function: beta-2-microglobulin binding. The record is from RefSeq and is a predicted model, not a curated record. The coding region runs from base 235 to 1404 and encodes 389 amino acids. The transcript is spliced from 8 exons. Lineage: Eukaryota; Metazoa; Chordata; Mammalia; Artiodactyla; Cervidae. Gene Ontology annotation, biological process: immune response.